GCCCUGGAGGCCGUCAGGAUCCAGCUCAAUGGGCAAGCCCCCUCUCUUGACCAGCAGGCACAGUCCGCUAUUCAGCCGUCGCUCGACGAGACCGGUGAAAGUUUUCCUAAGCAGUUCGAUGUCCAUGCUGCGCGCGUGGACGAGCAUGACGAGAGGAUGGACAAACAUGACGAGAAGCUGCAGGUCUUGCAGGGUGAGCUGGCUGAGUUCAAGAAGUUGCUCGCGGUCGCUGAGGAGAGGCCCGUGGUCCCCAUCGCGGUGCCGUCGGGCUUCUCCCGCGACCCUGACCACACGCUCGCGGUGGUCAUGUCGCAGGUGCCGACCACCCUCGCCGCGGUCAAGGAGUCUUUGGACGAAUGGUUGCUGUCCUUGGCGUUCAAACCAGAGGACUACAAGAUCGAGGCGGCUGGGCCCUUGCCUAGCCGCCGCUUCCUCAUCAAGUUAGGCGGGCCCGUUGCGCCCGCGACGCGGAAGGUGCAGAUGGUGCUCUCCAAGCUUCGCGACCCGAAGCAGGUCAAGCAAGAGAUCACGCUGCGCAAGUGCAAGGAUGCCCUCCAGGAGUUGCGCGGCGCGGGCUCCAGGAUCCUCCUGGACCGUGAGAGGGGGGUGCUGUCCAUCGGAUGGGACAAAGCGCUGCGGGUCGAGGUCUUCAACGGCGAGUCUCCUCCGAAGCUGCGGUGGGUCGUCGAAGGUCUGCAGAAGCAUCGGAUCUCGAAGGCGCAGGCCGUCGCAGCGACGCAGGCUAGCCUGGAGAAGAACUACCUCGCGCGGCGGCGGCCGCACCACACGAUCGCGUCGUUGCAGGAGGUCCACCAGGACGAGCUCCAGCUGCGCGCGUUCAUUAACCAGACCUACCCCGUGUCCGCUCUGAUGACCGGCUUCGUUGGCGCGGAAAG
Prorocentrum cordatum is the source of this 896-nucleotide messenger RNA. NCBI's taxonomy places the organism in Eukaryota, Dinophyceae, Prorocentrales, Prorocentraceae. The record is from the annotation of a GenBank genome assembly.